This is a messenger RNA of Leptonychotes weddellii (Weddell seal), 2626 nucleotides long. The record is from RefSeq and is a predicted model, not a curated record. NCBI's taxonomy places the organism in Eukaryota, Metazoa, Chordata, Mammalia, Carnivora, Phocidae.
AUGAUGGUAAUGUAUUAUCUAGGUUAAUGAUUUUAUUUUAUUUUAUUCUUUUAACAAAAGUCAGGGUUUCUAGAUGAACACAUCCUAACUUUUAUAUAAAGAGGACUAUUAUGGGAAACAGCACAAAUUAAAGAGAAUGUAAAUGGAGAAAGAAUUUAAGGAUUCAUCUUCUGCAUAAAUAUCAUAUUUAUUGAGUUCUGAAUACUAUGGUAAUUGUGUAUUUACCUAACCCAACUUUGAGCAGUCUCCUGGAAGAGAGAUGACCUUCUUAAAGGGGCUAUCAGGGACUCUAGGAAGAAUACACCAAGCUGUCCUUCUAAGAGGAAUAUGUACAAGAGGGUCUUCGAUUCCUUUCUUUAAUGUGGAGAAGGUGGUUUUUAGCUAGAAUUGAAAUGUUGGGAAAUAGAUUAUUCUCUCCUUUCUCCUCACUUUCAUAUGGAAUAUUUUGCUUACAAACUGCAUAGAAACAAAUGGGUUUUCUUUUUUCACCAAUGGAUAAUAUGCAAGUAUUGGUAAAGCAAAAUGUUAGCAAGUUGUCCAUUAAGCAUGCUUAGAGAUAUGCAGAAACUGAUAGCUGGUUAAGGCAGUGAAAAAUAAAACACACAUUUUUCUAGGCAGAACAUGAGUAGUGAAAAAAACUGCUUUUAAAUCUGUAGUAUACAUAGAAAUCUUAAUGCUUCACAGUGGGUUUCUUAACAUAGUAAGAAUAAACAUGAGUAGAUAGCAGAACCUGAUUAACAUUUGAGGGGGCUUAGAAGGCUUUUAAAAGGCUCUAAUUGUGGGGAAGUUUAAAUUUCAGUAGCAUGAAUUGAUAGCACAAAUGGCAACUUUAGAUUUUUUUUUCCUAAAAACUAACAUUUUAUAACCUUAGUAGGUGUCAUAGUUCAAUUCUGUAAUUCUUCUGCUGAUUCUUAGUAUUUAUCAUUUCAGAACUACUCAUGAAUUCUUGUUUGGUGCUCUUGCUGAACUGGUUGAUAAUGCAAGAGAUGCGGAUGCCACCAGAAUAGAUAUUUAUGCAGAAAGGCGAGAGGACCUUCGAGGAGGAUUUAUGCUUUGCUUUUUGGAUGAUGGAGCAGGAAUGGAUCCAAGUGAUGCUGCCAGUGUGAUCCAGUUUGGGAAGUCGGCCAAACGAACACCUGAGUCCACCCAGAUUGGGCAAUAUGGGAAUGGGUUAAAAUCGGGCUCAAUGCGCAUUGGGAAGGAUUUUAUACUCUUCACCAAGAAGGAAGACACCAUGACCUGCCUCUUUUUGUCUCGGACCUUUCAUGAGGAGGAAGGCAUUGAUGAAGUGAUAGUCCCAUUGCCCACCUGGAAUGCUCGGACCCGGGAACCUGUCACAGACAACGUGGAGAAGUUUGCCAUCGAGACAGAACUCAUCUACAAGUAUUCUCCCUUCCGCAAUGAAGAGGAAGUUAUGACUCAGUUCAUGAAGAUUCCUGGAGACAGUGGAACACUGGUGAUCAUCUUCAAUCUCAAACUCAUGGAUAAUGGAGAGCCAGAGCUAGACAUAAUCUCAAAUCCAAGAGAUAUCCAGAUGGCAGAGACUUCCCCAGAGGGCACGAAGCCAGAGCGGCGCUCCUUCCGUGCCUAUGCUGCCGUGCUUUAUAUUGAUCCCCGGAUGCGGAUCUUCAUCCAUGGGCACAAGGUGCAGACCAAGAGGCUUUCCUGCUGCCUAUAUAAGCCCAGGAUGUACAAGUACACAUCAAGCCGUUUCAAGACUCGUGCAGAGCAGGAGGUGAAGAAAGCUGAGCAUGUAGCACGGAUUGCUGAGGAGAAGGCACGGGAGGCAGAGAGCAAAGCUCGGACCUUAGAAGUUCGCCUAGGUGGAGACCUCACACGGGACUCCAGGGUGAUGUUGCGGCAGGUCCAGAACACAGCCAUUACCCUGCGCAGAGAAGCUGAUGUUAAGAAGCGGAUCAAGGAGGCCAAGCAGCGAGCACUUAAAGAACCUAAAGAACUGAAUUUUGUUUUUGGGGUCAACAUUGAGCACCGGGACCUGGAUGGCAUGUUCAUCUAUAACUGUAGCCGCCUGAUCAAGAUGUAUGAAAAAGUGGGCCCACAGCUGGAAGGGGGCAUGGCAUGCGGUGGGGUUGUUGGGGUUGUUGAUGUGCCUUACCUGGUCCUGGAACCUACACACAACAAGCAGGACUUUGCUGAUGCUAAGGAGUACCGGCACCUGCUGCGGGCGAUGGGGGAGCACCUGGCACAGUAUUGGAAGGACAUUGCCAUUGCCCAGAGGGGAAUCAUCAAGUUCUGGGAUGAGUUUGGCUACCUCUCUGCCAACUGGAACCAGCCCCCAUCCAGCGAUCUACGUUACAAGCGCCGGAGAGCUAUGGAAAUCCCAACCACCAUCCAGUGUGAUUUGUGUCUGAAGUGGCGAACCCUCCCCUUCCAGCUGAGUUCUGUGGAAAAAGAUUACCCUGACACCUGGGUUUGCUCCAUGAACCCUGAUCCUGAGCAGGACCGAUGUGAGGCUUCUGAACAGAAGCAGAAGGUUCCCCUGGGGACAUUCAGAAAGGACCUGAAGACACAAGAAGAGAAGCAGAAGCAGCUGACAGAGAAAAUUCGCCAGCAGCAGGAAAAGCUAGAAGCCCUGCAGAAAAUAAGUAUUCUACCAGAGAGGUAA